This is a messenger RNA of Parathielavia appendiculata, 3000 nucleotides long. RefSeq lists its product as uncharacterized. The record is from RefSeq and is a predicted model, not a curated record. Gene Ontology annotation, biological process: error-prone translesion synthesis; DNA-templated DNA replication. Gene Ontology annotation, molecular function: DNA binding. Gene Ontology annotation, cellular component: epsilon DNA polymerase complex. Bases 97 to 2586 code for a protein of 829 amino acids. The transcript is spliced from 2 exons. NCBI's taxonomy places the organism in Eukaryota, Fungi, Ascomycota, Sordariomycetes, Sordariales, Chaetomiaceae.
CGCGCCGUCCGAUCCAUUAACGCGCUUCCCAUCUUCUUGUGCCAGCGAUCGUCGACACCACAAAUCGAAUAUUCGUGGAAGAUAAUAGACGACAAAAUGCUGCCUGUACAGAGCCCCAAGAAGAGCCCCCGGAAGAACCAGCCACGAAGCCCCGCAAAGGGUGCCAGACGGGCAAAACCGCCGCCUUCGUUGUUUGCGCCCAAGAAUUCGAUUCCCUCGAGCGCGAUACCGUCCUCCUCUCCCGCUUUCGCAACGCCAGCACACCCCUUAAGGCCCUUUCAACCCCCAGCUCCCGCUAAGGCAGCUGUACUACCGAUUAUUCUCCCUCCUGCGACACUGAGACCACUGGCAUUCCGCACGUUCACGAAGAAGCACAGCUUGACGCUAACAUCCUCGGCGCUGCAAGAGCUCGCAACAUUUAUUGGGAGACACUGUGGCUCGGGAUGGAGGGAAGAAGGUCUGGCAGAGAAGGUUCUGGAGGAAAUUGCGCGGACGUGGAAAAACCGCAAUGGGGGUGUCAUUGUGGACGGAACCAGCCCUGAGCUGAAGGACAUCCUCAAGACACUGGAGGGGAACAUGAGCGGCGGCAAGAUAAUGAGCGGAGCACGGGGCCUGAGUCGGCAGAACAGCUUGAUGCUCGAGCCUACUGAAGACGAAGACCACUCCAAGACCCGGCUGGGACUGAGGCCCAUGACAACACUCACCCGAGACGAUAGCCAAGCCAGUUUCGGCAUGUCCAGCAUCGGCCUCGACGAGGAACCGGACGACGAGGCGUCGCAAGACGUUAGGAGGUGGUUGAAGGUUAUCGGAGCGUUUGAGCAGCCCCGGUACACAUACAAUGUGGCCAAGAAGCACUUUGAAAAAAUCGCCUCCAAACCAUCCCUCUUACCACCAGCCUCUCACAAGACGGAAGCCUUCCGGAACAGGUACAACGUAAUCCACCAACGCCUCCUCCGCAACGAAGCCUUCCAGACCUCCGCCGUAACGAGCGCCCGGAGCACUGCCCUCCGGCGAGGCGCGACCUCGAUGCAGUCACACAAGAUCACCCCUAUCGCGAACCUUCUCGGCCGGCACGGCAGCAACCACAUGCUGCUCGGGAUGCUGAAUGUUCUGCCCACCGGUAACCUGGCCAUUAGUGACAUGACAGGGACGAUCGCGCUCGACCUCUCCCACGCCGUCGCCAUUCCGGAGGACUCGGCCUGGUUCACGCCCGGCAUGAUUGUUCUUAUGGACGGCGUCUACGAGGAAGAGGAGGAGUCGGUAGGCAAGGGGCUAAGCGGAAGCAGCGGUGUAGGGGGCACGAUCGGCGGCCGCUUCCAGGGCUUCUUCAUCGGCCAACCACCUUGCGAGAAGCGGCGAGCGACGCUGGGAGUGAGUGCCUUGGACGGAGGGGCGGACCACACCAUUGGCGGUGGCUUUGGGUGGAUUGAUUUUCUCGGUGUAGGCAGCGAGCGGGCUGUAGGAUCUCGGAUGCGUAAGAUGGAGCAAAGACUGCUACGGCAACGUGUGAUGGCCGACCCGGACAGUCCUGGGCGGAGCCGUGUGGUUGUCGUGGGCGAGCUGAAUCUCGACCAGCCGCGCAGUCUGCAAGCGCUGAAGAAGGUCCUCUCGCUCUACGCCACUGAUCCGGAAGGCUCGACCCCGAUGACCUUUAUCCUGACUGGAAACUUCACCACGCACGCAGUCCUGGCUCGCGGGGGCAGCGGCGGAAGCAUAGAGUACAAGGAGUUUUUUGACGCCCUAGCCUCUACGCUAGCCGAGUUCCCCAUGCUGCUGACCACAGCAACCUUCGUCUUCGUCCCUGGGGACAACGACGGGUGGGCCUCUGCGUUUUCAGGGGGGGCCGCCGUGCCGUUGCCGAGAAAGCCCGUUCCGGACCUGUUCACGUCUCGAAUCAGGAGGGUAUUUGCCGCGGCCAACGCCGAAGCCGGGCUCUCCCCCGCCGAGGGCAAGGGAGGCGAGGCCAUCUGGACGACCAACCCCAGCCGCCUGUCCCUCUUCGGACCCAACCACGAAAUCGCUCUCUUCCGAGACGACAUCUCGGCCCGCCUGCGCCGCUCCUCAGUCCGCCUGAAGAGCAAAGUCAGCACCACUGAAUCCCAACCCACCGGCACAGCUGCCAGCAGCGAAGACGUAACCAUGUCCGGCGCCAACCCCGCAGCCCCUCCCUCAUCUCCUCCCUCAACCGAAGCGCAAGCAGAUGCAAUGGACCUCGACGCGGCAUCUUCCGACCAACAACUACAACAGCCGCAGCAACAGCAAGACAUGGACAACAAGAUACCCUACGACGUGCUAGCCGCCCGCAAGCUCGUCAAGACGCUCCUCGACCAGGGCUUCCUCGCCCCCUUCCGGCAGUCGGUCCGGCCGGUGCACUGGGACUACGCAGCCGCCAUGUACCUGUACCCGCUGCCGACGGCGCUGGUGCUGGUGGACACGACGGCGCCGGCGUUUUGCGUCACGUACGAGGGCUGCCACGUCAUGAACCCGGGCAGCGUGCUGGUCGGCGGGCGCAGGGGCGUCGCACGGUGGGUCGAGUAUGCGGUGGGUGCUGGGAGGGGCGGGAGGGUUAGGGAGUGCACUUUUUGAUCUCUAGAUAGCUGUGAUGGUGGUGGUGGUGGUGCUAUGUGUCGGGUGUUGUGGUGGGUUCCUGGAUUGUGUUGGUCUUUUAUUUUGAUGAAUUCCUUUCCAGAACUCAAUUCUGGUCGUGUGACUGGGGCAAUGGCAACUGUACGGUGAUGAUGCCGCUUUGGUAAGCAUGGAUUGAUGCAUGACGAGUCGAUAGGCGGCCUGGGCGAGGGAAGUUGGUGCUUCGGCGAACGGUUGAGGGAUGAUGAUCAAUGCCAGUGCUGUGUUGCUUGAUGGGAAAUUCUCGUCCCAAUUCCUCGCGAUCUACAACAACCAGCCACUUCGAGCUCCGUAGGGCAACGACCACAUGCACCAGCUGCCAAACUGAAUUCAGUCCGGCCAACCAACGCGAGAUGAGACAAACUCGAUCCAUCA